AAGAGCACGAGACCAGCAUCGGGAAAUCCUGGGAACGUGUGUAUCGUCCUAGAAGCUCAGAUACAGAACUUCCUGUGUGACUGACUGAAACUUUCUGGGGACCGUCUGAGUUGAGACCGUCUGAAGGAAGGAAAGCCUUUCGAAUGGGUAAAAAGAUAAAAAAGGAAGUUGAGCCUCCUCCAAAGGAUGUGUUUGAUCCUUUGUCAGUUGAAAGCAAAAAAGCUGCAACAGUGGUACUGAUGCUCAGUUCCCCUGAAGAGGAAGUGCUAUAUAAAGGAUGUGAAGCUCUGUAUAAAUUUGCAUUAAAAGGUGAAGAAAACAAGCUGACACUUCUUGAACUUGGAGCAUUAGAACCUUUAUUUAAAUUAGUUACACAUGAAGAUCCCACUGUUCGCAGAAAUGCUACCAUGGUAGUCGGAAUCAUGGCAUCUCACAAUGAUGUGAAGAAAUCACUACGACAGCUAGAUGUCACAAGUGCAUUCAUAGCUCGUCUGGCACCAGAAGAAGAUGUUGUCAUCCAUGAGUUUGCUAGCCUUUGUCUUGUACAUAUGUCAGUUGAUUAUAACAGUAAAGUACAAAUAUUUGAGCAAGGUGGACUAGAGCCUCUUAUCCGACUGCUAGGAAGUCCUGAUCCUGAUGUUAAGAAGAAUUGUGUGGAAUGCAUCUAUAAUCUAGUGCAGGAUUUUCAAAGUCGUGCUGCAAUACGCGAAUUAAAUGUAAUUCCUCCUUUGUUGGAACUUCUGAAGUCUGACUACCCAGUUAUUCAGUUGUUAGCACUCAAAACUUUAGGUGCCAUUACCAUUGAUAGAGAAACAAGAGUCAUGCUAAGAGAAAAUCAAGGAUUAGAUCAUCUUUUCAAGAUCCUGGAAACUAAGGAAUUUAAUGACCUACAUGUAGAAGCUCUUGGAGUUGUGGCAAAUUGCCUUGAGGAUGUGGAUACUAUGCAACUGAUCCAGGAGACAGGGGGUCUCAGAAAGCUACUGGCCUUUACUGAAGUUUCCACUCUAACUGAGUUUCAGAAGAAUGCUGCAAAAGCUAUUGCUAAAGCAGCCGCUGAUCCCGAAAACAGAAAAAUCCUGAAUGAACAAGAAGUUGAAAAAUGUCUUAUCACUCUUUUGGGAACGGAUAAUGAAGGAACCAAAAUAGCUGCUUCUCAAGCCAUCUCUGCUAUGUGUGAGAAUUUAGCUAGUAAACAAACCAUUGGAGCUCUAGGAAUUCCCCAGCUCGUUCAGUUGCUAAGCAGCGAAAAUGAAGAGGUAAAGGAAGCUGCUGCUACAGCUCUGGUUAAUCUAACAACCGCCCAUCCUGCCAAUGUAAGUGCUGUUGCUGAAGCUGAAGCCAUCGAACCGCUGAUUAGUGUUCUGAGCUGUAAAAGAGAUGGUGCUGUGGCUAGUGCUGCCUCUGUUCUCACAAACUUAGCCAUGCAGGAGCCAUUACGUAUCACCAUCCAAAGCCAUGGUUUUAUGACUGCUGUGGUAGAACCACUGAAUUCCACAAACAGUAUUGUGCAGAGCAGAGCAGCUCUUGCUGUGGCUGCUAUGGGCUGUGAUACUGAGGCCAGAACUGAGUUACGAAAUUCUGGUGGACUUGAACCUCUUGUUAAACUUCUGCAUUCUAAGAAUGAUGAAGUCCGAAGAAAUGCUUGUUGGGCUGUUAUGGUUUGUGCAAGUGAUGAAUUAACAGCAGCUGAAAUGACCAGGCUUGGUGCUUUAGAUAUUCUUGAUGAAAUUAACCUCUCUAUUGGUCGCAAAAAUAACUUUAGUGAAGCAGCUUUGGAAAAGAUACUUGAUCACAAUCUUCCACAAAAAUACAGUCAAAUGGGAUUUUUAGCAUCAACUAACAUAAUUUUGGAUGGAUUCUAUGACUAUGGGCAGGUGAAACCUGGUGAAAAACUAUUGUCACUGGAGGAACUCUGUGCUCAGGAGCUUAAUGAUCAUCGUGCUAUAAUUUUAAUAAAUGCUAAACUAUCAGAACUUGAACACCCAGCAGUUUCCAUAACAAUUGAGGAAAAGCCACAAGAGACCAUAGCCACUCGAAUCGGGGUGUCUGCCAGCAGUAUCAGGAAAUCUAGCAGAAAUAAUUCAUUGGAUGAAAAACCAGACUCUCCAGGACGGUCUUCUUCAAUCAGUAAAGGAAGCUCUAGAGAGAAAGGAUCAAGGAAGGGGAAAGGGAAAAAAGAAGAAGAAAAACCAAAAGAUGAGGAGUUGGAAGCAUCCAUACCUAAAAUAGUUGAAACUCCAGGAAAAGCUUUAUGGAUCCCCCCUUUUGACCCCAUCUUGUAUGAUUAUAUUACUGAGAUUUCCAGAACAAUUCUGCCACUACCAACCAGCAAAGAGCAAGUGGUAGCUCUUGCACAAUUUGUUGCAGAUAGGUUGGGUGGUCCCAUUGAAAGAGAUAAUCUACAUGAAUUCAGCUGGGAGCUUCAUAUAAGUGAAAUUGAAUAUGAGCUUAAAUGCAACGUGGUACCUAUUGGGAAGAUCGAGAAAGGGACUUUCUAUCACAGAGCUUUGCUUUUCAAGGUUCUGGCAGACAGAAUUGCUAUUAAUUGCAGCCUACACCGUGGUGAAUAUAAUAGAGGGUGGAAUGAGGUGAAAUUGGUUGAUGAUUCUCCUUUGGGAAUACCUGGACUUCUGCUUCCCCCUCAAGUAUAUAUUGUGGAUCUCAUGUAUCAGCCAGGCUGUCUCAUGAAAGAAGAAAGUCCAGAGGCAGAUCGUUAUCGACGGAUUUGAUUAUUUUUUUUCUUAACUUUCUCUAUGUAUUUAUUUGCUUAUUAGCAUAGGGAUUAUUUUCCAAGUUGGGAAUCUAUUCCCAGAAGUUGGGAGUUAGGAAGAGGUUUGAGAGAGACAAAGUUGAUUAUAUUUGUAUUUUAUAUUUUUAAAAAGAUAUGAUGAAUAAAUAAAAAUUUUAUACCUACAAAGUUAAAACUGCAGGGAAGCAAAUGAUUGUUCAAGUUUACAAAGCAAAAUGAGUGAUGAGAGUUACUGCAAAAUGCUGCAGUGGUUCUCCAUUUUCUAAAAACAAAACAAAACCCUGUUAACAUUUAGAUGGCUAUAGAUUACACUGAACUAUUUUGUAUCCCUGGUGGGAUAAUGCUGCAAAGUAAUAUUUUCUUUCAAGAGGAGGAGCUUUUUGAUGAGAAUUUGAAUGUUUUUCUUCUACGUUAAUUCUGUUUUAGAAUCUAUAGCUUUUAAAUAUUUUUCAUCUCAAAAUGACAGGAAACUGGAUCACUAGCAUCACAUUUUAAUGUAGGAGCGACAACAAAAGAAAGGGAUGGGAUUGCCCCAUCUGUUUUAUAGCUGUAUAGAAUUGGGAAGUAGAACCAUAUAGUCUGCAGGGCUUCACCAUAAGGGAUUCAGGGAGUCCCUGGAUUCCAUGCUAAAGGCUAUAUAAAAAAAAUUCUGCCCAAAUCUGACCAAAAGAACUGAGAAAAUGAAAUAAAUAAACUUUGAUUUUCCCCUUUUUCAGAACUACUGUAAGACACCAACAAUUAAACUAGCAAAUACCCAGCCCAAGCGAUAGUGAUCAGUACUGCACUCCCAUAAGCCUUCCAGCUGACUUUACAAUGCCACUUGGUAUGCCUGCAAGCAGGGACAAUCAAGGUACCCACCCUCUCCUGAUACAUACAAUUCCAUGCUAUUUAUGGCAGCCUGCUUCCAUCAAAUCAUCUGAUAGAAAUGAGUGCAGAAGCACAGAGAACAAAUAAAACGCUUUCUGAAUGUACUUUCAUACUCAUUAGCUUGUCAAUUACUGAGACUGCUUUUUCAUGCUUUUAUUUUGGCAAGCAUGGUUACAGUGUUGGUACAGAAGUGCAUGAUUUGUGUUUGGAUGAAACAAAAGAGGUGGACAUUGAGCCCAAAUAAAAAUGCAAGGGUUAUUGGGAGAUGAAAUGAUCUCCGUGCAUUUGUGAGUCCCUGAGAAUGGAAAUCUGACCAGAACAAUGAGUGAUGGAUCAGGUUUUAUAAAUAUAUUAAAAAUAAGGUUUAAUUACAGGUAAUAUACUAUAGAAUUGGCAAAACUUAGCAGAUAGCUGAGUCAGUGCAUGUGCUCUCUACGUGUGAGCUUAAGAAGAAAGGCAGAAGGAAGUGACUUCAGAUUUGCAGUUUCUUAGACAAAUAUCAGUCAAAGUAAUAAACCAAUGGCAAGACAGUCUGAGCCCCCUUAGAUGCUCAAUAAUGCUACGUAGGCAGGUGAGGGCAUGCCAAGAUGUCCUUUACCAGGUUUUUGCUCAUGUAUCAGUGAGACCCUUCCUUGAAUAGGAAAUUGACAAUAACCCACACAAUAUCACCAUCCUAUUAUAAAAGAGGCUGUUGAUAAAUUAGGGUCACAUAACAUUUACUUAGUAGAGGCUACACCAAUUACCCAAAAAUCCUCAAACACAACUUAAAGUACUUACAAAACCUCACAUGUCCUAGGGUUGGAUAUUUACAGAACCAUUUUCCAUAUUCUACAAAAAAAGA
Ahaetulla prasina is the source of this 4457-nucleotide messenger RNA. It is a transcript of the gene ARMC3, whose product is annotated as armadillo repeat containing 3. Gene Ontology annotation, molecular function: protein binding. The transcript has 19 exons. NCBI's taxonomy places the organism in Eukaryota, Metazoa, Chordata, Lepidosauria, Squamata, Colubridae. Bases 144 to 2729 code for a protein of 861 amino acids. The record is from RefSeq and is a predicted model, not a curated record.